AUGCGGGCGGUGGUGCCCGAGAGCUGGAACGACGAGUUCUUCCAACACACUCACGAGGGGCCGGACGACAUGCCGGGGCACGUGAAGAGCACGCUGCUGGGCUGCGGCGUGGCGGUGCCGGUCGCAGGCGGGUCGCCGGCGCUGGGGGGACAGCAGCGCAUCCAGCUCAACGAGCACAGGGACGUGGGCGGCUGGGGCUGCGGGCACUCCAGGCGGGUGCAGGUGACGGAGCUCCCGGGGGGCGAGCGGCGCAGCCUGGAGGUCUUGAUGCGCGGCGAGCUGGAAGACGUCACGGGCGCCGUGCGACAGGCCGUGCGGGAGGCGCUGCCAGCCGCGGGCGGCGGCCCUGGCUUGGCGCACCUGUUCGCGCCCGACGCGCUCGCUGGCGUGGUCGUCGGCGACGGCGGCGCCGCGCGCGGCUUGGCCCUCGCGCUGGGCGAGCUAACGGCGGACGCGGGCGCCCGCGCCGCGAUCGCCAAGAGCUCGGGGGGUGCCCUCAGAUCACCAGCGAUAUGCGGAGGGGAGCAGGAUACCGAUCGCGCUACCCUGCCCUUAGAGAACGGGCCCAUGGUCCCGGUGGACGCCUGCGGGGAGCUGAUGCUGGCCGGCGGCCAGGCCGUCUGGCUCUACGACGCGGCCCGCGGCGGCCUCGGCGCCGAGGCGGAGGAGGGCACGCCCGCUGCCCGGCGCCUGGUCGUCACGGUCCACGGCGCCGGGGCGGCCACUCGCAACCGCCACAAGGCCAACUCCAACAACGAGGCGACAUUCCAGUUGGACAACUCCCGCCUUAGAUGCGGCGUGGGGGCGUCGGUCCUGCGAGCGGGCGCGGUCGCCAAGGACGACUGCGUGGCGCUGUCCAGCGGGGACGAGGCGCUGGACUGUCUCCAUCCGCCGACGCGCCCCACAGCGGAGCUGCUGGAGACCAACAAGGGCUGCGUCGCGGAGAUCAACUCCGACGACGACGGAGACGACGACAUGGUGAGCGUCGAUAGCGAGGAAGGGAUGGUCGACGACAUCAGCCUGAGCAGCGGCUCCCAAGGAGCGAGCAGCGACGUCGAGGAGGUGGAGCAGACCGUUUUCGCCGUGCCGGGCGUCUCCGUCAGCCUGGACAGAGUCCGCCAGGCCUUCGUCUACCGCUGCCUCGCCACCCUCUUCAUGCAGCGCGGCCCCACGUGGGCGAAGUCGAAGAUCGACAACUUCUUCCAGGACGUCUUCUACCGGCGGGGCGUGCUCACGCCGGAGCAGCAGGGGCAGGUCGAGGCCUGGCAGUCCCGGAUCAAGACGCUGCAGAAGCUCGGGGAGCGCGAGGGGCCGCACGCAGAACUCCAGCGUCCCGAGGAGAAGCAGAAUGGGGAGAGCGUGUUUUCAUUCCCAGGCGGCGAGACGGGCAGGCCAGUGGGCGAGGGCGCGGCGCUCUCCAAGGCAGUCGCAAGGGGUCAUUUGAGGAUGGAGUAUUCCAUCAAGGCUGCACUCGCCGUUUAUUUGCUGCAGGGGGUCUAUUCGGUCAACCUCGUGCUGUGCUUCGUCGUUGGGAUCGCGCUUGGCGUAGUGGUCGCGUUUUCCGACGAGGAGAGUGCCGCCCUAAGGGGGCUGUUGUUUUCCAUUGGCCUCGUCGUCAUCGUGACCGCUAUCGUCAUGUCCGCGUCCCGGGUGUGUGCGCCGUGCUGCCGCGAGGGGCUGGAGGAGGCUGGCCCGUGCUGCCCGUGCAACUGCUUCCUGCACCUUGUCACGCCGCUGUACGUGUACGCGAUGGUUUAUAUGAUGACCGUAAGUUUUGAAGAGGUCACUCCCAUGCUGCACCUCAGGCUACUGAGGCUGAUUCCGCCUGGCCUGUACCUCGCCUCGGUCGUUUGUGCAAUCGUCAAGCUGUGCUUCAUGAAACAGCUGUGCUGCCUAGACCUUCUGCCGAAGAUCGAUUCGCCCACCACCCCACUGGCCGAGGACGCCCCCGUCAUCCUCGGCCAGCCCGUCUCCGACGGGCCCCCCGAGUGCCCGACGCAGCGCGCAUCAGUUUGCCAUGCCCAACCUGGCGAGGGCUGCCAAGCCAAGAUGAGGGCAGCUUGCGACUUGGCCAUCGAGAUCAUGAGGCUCAAUCCGAACCAGUGCUGGCACCCUUGA
Molecule: messenger RNA, 2118 nt
Organism: Prorocentrum cordatum
Lineage: Eukaryota; Dinophyceae; Prorocentrales; Prorocentraceae
Source: the annotation of a GenBank genome assembly